AUGGCUGCAAAGGUGGUGUCGACGGUCGUCCGCCUCGGCGAUAUAUCGUACUACAUGCACCCUUUGGCCCCUUCUGUUUACCGGCUGUACCCAGAUACUGCAGAUGCUUUUAUAGUCUCUACCGUUCCAGAUGAUGGCGAUGGCUUUCGAUCUCUAGAUGUUUCCGCGUACGGAGAACAGUUUCCAUCCGCUCUCACUGUCGCCGUACCCUCUCGACUAUACUAUACCAAAUCAACGGAGAAGCCGUAUGCUGGUCUUCGCGUAGCAAUAAAAGACAUUAUAGAUUUGAAAGGGCUCAAGACGGGAGCUUCUUCGCGGGCGUACACGGAGCUCUAUCCGGCCAAAGAAGAAAGCGCAGAAAUAGUCCAGCGGCUUAUCAAAUUGGGCUUUGUGAUUGUUGGAAAGCUAAAGACUACACAAUUUGCAGAUUCGGAAUGGCCAACCAGAGACUGGGUCGACUACCAUGGACCUUGGAAUCCGCGUGGAGACGGCUAUCUCACGCCCAGCGGAAGCAGUGCUGGCAGCGCUUCCGCUGUUUCUACGUAUACGUGGCUUGAUGUGUCCUUGGGCACAGAUACUUUGGGGAGCAUCAGAUCACCUUCAGCAGCUCAGGGAAUUUUCGGAAUGAGGCCCACUCUUGGGGCCGCAAACACCACAGGUGUAGUCCCAUACAGCUCCAACUGGGACACGGUUGGUGGAUUUGCCCGCACGGCAGCGGAAUUCAAGACUCUCGCACAAGCACUAUACGGCUCAGCAGAGACCGAAGGAAAAGUUUACGAGAAGCCAAAUAAGUUAAUCUGCUUGGCCGACUACUGGCCAGUUGAGCAUGAAGAAAGCCAGCGAGUCAUGGAAAAUUUUAUCAAGCGCGUUGAAAGCUUUCUAGGAGUAAAUCGUACGAAUAUCAAUCUCGCAGACACAUGGACUCGAACUCGUCCAGAAGGGACAGAUGAAUCCAUCAGCAAGUAUUUUCAUCACGCCUUCGACUGGUCUGCCAACCGUGAUCAGUGGACAGGACUUCUUCAGCCUUUCAUCAAAGAAUACACGCAUAAGAUGGGCAAACCACCCGUCCUCAAUCCACAGGUUCGAUUUAAAGUGGAUGGCUACUCUAGCAGUAUCAUCGUUCUCCCCUGGACGGAUGGCCAGCCUGUCUACAGAGAUGAGUAUAAGAGCGGGCCACAAGAGUUUACAGGCCAGGGUUUCUUUUUUUACAACGUAGGCCCUUAUGCUCAAUGUCCGGAGCUCAUUUUUCCUGUCGGUACCACGCCAUACACCUCGAAGUUCACGCAAAGGAUCGAACAGCUUCCUGCCGCUGUUGGAUUCAUAGCUGCUAAAGGUAGCGACAUCAUGCUGGCUGAUUUCGUCAGUAAACUCUUUGAGGAUUCAUAUACUGUCAUUGAAGCGGAGCAAGAUCAAGCCCCUCUUACUUAG
Trichoderma atroviride IMI 206040 is the source of this 1428-nucleotide messenger RNA. The record is from RefSeq and is a predicted model, not a curated record. Lineage: Eukaryota; Fungi; Ascomycota; Sordariomycetes; Hypocreales; Hypocreaceae.